This is a messenger RNA of Megachile rotundata (alfalfa leafcutting bee), 1709 nucleotides long. It is a transcript of the gene WDR79, whose product is annotated as Telomerase Cajal body protein 1 homolog. Gene Ontology annotation, molecular function: protein binding. The record is from RefSeq and is a predicted model, not a curated record. Lineage: Eukaryota; Metazoa; Arthropoda; Insecta; Hymenoptera; Megachilidae.
CAUCUUAGCAAAUAUAUAUUUCAUUAAGCAUAAUUGUUUCUGUAUGAUGCAAUUUUAUCUAUAAAAGACAGUUGAUUUAACUGUUGUAACAUGUUCAAUAAAAUAAAAGCAAAACUAUAUAUAAUGAAUAUUUAAAAAAUAUUCUCUUACGACAAAAGAUUGAUAUACUUGUACCUAAAGUAGCUAUGGAACACUGUGAAAAAAUGGAAACUUCGGAACAACCUGUUGUGUCAAUGUCAAUGUCAAUUGAAGAUCUAUCAGAAUCGCAGGAAACAGUAGGUAUACUAAUCAAGUCACAAAAUUCACCCCAAAAUGAAAUGGCAGAUAAAACAUUCAAAGAACAAACUGUAGAAGAAUUACAAAAAAAAGAUAAUAAUGAAGAUUCAUUAGAUGUAACCAAGGAUAAUAAAUGUAUAGAAGAUACAGAAAUAUCAGUCUCUUCUAGUUUGCUCUAUUAUAAUUGGUCUAAUGCACCAAAAUUAUUGUGUGAAGCAACGAAAGAAUUUCAACCUACGGAAUUAUAUGAAAAUUUUACAAAAGGCUGUCAGUGGUCUCCUGAUGGAACAUGUUUAUUAGUACCUUCUGAAGAUUUUAGAAUUCGAAUUUAUGAACUUCCUAGAGAAUUAUAUUCACAGAAAAUUCCCCCAACUUUGACAUCUACAAAUUUACCAGUAGCAUUAACUAUAAAAGAAGGAGGACUUAUAUAUGACACUUGUUGGUAUCCUUUUAUGAAUUCCUGGGAUCCGACAACUUGUUGCUUUUUGAGUACAAGUAGAGAAAGCCCUAUACACUUAUGGGAUGCUUUUAAUGGCGAACUAAGAGCAACGUACCGAGCUUACAAUCAAGUUGAUGAGGUUGAAUCUUCAAUUAGUGUUCAGUUUAUUGACUCAGCUAGAGAGGUCUGGGCUGGUUUUAAAAAUGCACUAAAAACUUUUGAUGUAGAACGUCCAGGUCGUCAAAUAAAUACUAUUCAGUUUAAAACAGAUUUUCCAAAUGUAACAGGAUUGGUCUCUUGUAUACGAGAAAAUCCUAUUAUGCCUGGACUAGUUGCAUUUGGAACAUAUUCUAAAUGCAUUGGUUUAUAUAGAGAUGGACCUCUAUGUACUUUUAAAACAGGAAGUGGUGUAACACAAAUCGAAUUCAGCUCUUGUGGAACAAAAUUAUUUUCAGCUGUUAGACGUAGUAAUGAAUUUCUAUGUUGGGACCUUCGCAACCCAGGCACUAUACUCUAUUCCCUUCAAGGGCGACAGUCUGACACGAACCAAAGAAUACAAUUUAAUGUGUCAUUCGAUGGAAAGCAAAUAAUCUCUGGUGGUACAGAUGGAUACAUUGCAGUUUGGGAAUUGCCAGAAGACAUAAAUUAUGAAGAUCUUAACACAAUGUACAAAAUAAAGCUAUCUAAUGAUUGCAUAAAUGGAAUAAGUGUACAUAAGAGUUUGCCAAUACUUGCUACAAGUACAGGACAAAGACUUUGUGAUAACACAAUACAAAACAGAGACAAUAGUGUUAGAUUAUGGUGCUUUUCUUGAUUAUAAUUUACAUAUAUGAUAAAUUAUUAUAAAUGUAAAUAUAUGUAUGUUAUUUUACAAUUUAUAAAUAAAUUAUUAAUACUCUUUAGUAAAGCAUUUUCUAGUGCUUUUAUAUGUGAUAUUAAUUCUAAAAAUGAAAGAAUACAUGUAUAUUAUAUAAGGGAAUGUAUAUUUUUAUUU